Molecule: messenger RNA, 996 nt
Organism: Hypanus sabinus (Atlantic stingray)
Lineage: Eukaryota; Metazoa; Chordata; Chondrichthyes; Myliobatiformes; Dasyatidae
Gene: malsu1
Product: mitochondrial assembly of ribosomal large subunit 1
Exons: 4
Coding region: 145-774 (209 amino acids)
Biological process (GO): negative regulation of translation; negative regulation of ribosome biogenesis
Cellular component (GO): mitochondrion
Molecular function (GO): ribosomal large subunit binding
Source: RefSeq, a predicted model, not a curated record
CCGGGAACGUGCACCGUACGGACUGUUCGGCCGUCUCUUCCCUCCGGUGCAGCCGAGGUUCGAGAUGUGCGGCCGGUAUCUGGGGUCCGGGGUGUGUGACGGUUGACAGGGACCUAUUCUAUGAAGGCUGGUGGUGUGUGAGCGAUGAGGAAGGCAGCCGCUGACCUUGCAGCGCUGGCCGGCUGCCGUGUCCGGACCGUGCUCCGGGCCGCUCGGGAACCCGAUCAGCGCCCUCUGCUCCGCUUCGGUCUCCGGGCUCAGGCGGCACCAGCUGACCGCACUCCUGCACUCAGGUCCCGGGGCUACAGCACCGAGCUCCCGGGAAGGAGCAGCACGGAGGAGGCAGGUGCCAUUUACCAGCCAGUGUUUAACAUUGAUGUUUUGGUGAGUUUGUUGCGCCAGGAAAAUGCCAAAGAUAUAUGUGUUAUCAAAUUGCCGAUGGAAUUGAAGUACGCUAAUUAUUUUAUCAUCGUGAGUGGAACAUCGGCAAGGCAUUUACAAGCGAUGGCACAAUAUGCAAUCAAAGUGUAUAAACACUUGAAGACAGGAGAAAAUGAUAGUGCUACCAUUGAAGGCAAAGAUACUGAUGAUUGGAAGUGCAUAGAUUUUGGGAACAUGGUCGUACAUUUUAUGCUGCCUGAAACCAGGGAACUCUAUGAACUGGAGAAACUCUGGACCUUGCGUUCCUAUGAUGAUCAGUUCCUGAAAAUAGCUCCAGAAGUUCUUCCAUUGGAUUUCAUAUAUGAACCAACUGAUGACUUUGAGCAAAAAUAGAGCAAAUUCUAAAGCACCAUUCUGCAGAGAUUUCUGAAAAACUGAAAGAUGAUGUAAUGAACCACUUUGUCCAGCAAUUCAGUGAAGAACAAGAUUUCAGUUUACAGCGAGGCAUGCGAUUAGCUUGUAUCAUACAGAAGUAAUUUUUUUGAAUGAACUGUGCAUAUUAAGUAGUUGUAUAUUUUUUAAAGUACAGUUUAAAAAUAAAUUUAUAAAGGCCAA